Paraglomus brasilianum is the source of this 741-nucleotide messenger RNA. NCBI's taxonomy places the organism in Eukaryota, Fungi, Glomeromycota, Glomeromycetes, Paraglomerales, Paraglomeraceae. The record is from the annotation of a GenBank genome assembly.
AUGCCCCUCAGCACCAGCUACCUCCAAUCCGAAUUCACACAACCACAAAGCGUCAAACGUCAACGCCGACCAGGAACUGCAGAAGCAGCAACGAUACCAACACCAUCAACAGGAACAAUGGCAGCAAGAGUAGCAUAUAACUACGUCACCCCUCGCCAUUUUCUGGACUUUAUCAAUCACUGUGUACGCCUGUCCAAUGAGAUACGAGAAGAUUUGGAGGAGCAACAGCGCCAUUUAAAUAUUGGGUUGGAAAAAUUGAGAGAUACAGUAGAUAAAGUAGAAGAGCUCCGCAUCAGCUUGAAUAUCAAAGAAGGUGAAUUAAAAGCUAAAAACGCUGAAACCGAGGAGAAAUAUUAUGCCUAUCGAUCAACAGAAAACCGAGACCAAAAGAAGAAGCCCGCAAACUUGAAGAAUGAAGUUACGAAAGAACGUACCAACAAUGCUGCGACAGGGGGAGAGAGGAUGAAAGAUCGGUACUCUGUUGAGCUGUCGUGCGAAACAGAGAAGGGAUAUAGCAACUUCGGUUGUGAAGCUAUUCGAGAGUACCGAGAGGAUCGGGCAGAUGUUGUGAUGAUGGAUUUUGCUAAUCAAGAGACUUGGUACGUCGGAUUAUUAACUUUGCAGCAAAGUCAAUGGAAUUGGGAUAUUUCUUUCGUCGAAAAUUCCAGACUGUCGCGUAAUAAUAAACGGAUAUCAGUACUCGACCAAUUUAAAGAAGAUUUAGAGAAGUGGCAAGUAUAA